This is a messenger RNA of Salvelinus sp. IW2-2015, 1493 nucleotides long. Lineage: Eukaryota; Metazoa; Chordata; Actinopteri; Salmoniformes; Salmonidae. The record is from RefSeq and is a predicted model, not a curated record.
GUUUGAAAAUUCAAACAUGUAUUUGAUGGAAAAGAGAUGUUGGAAAUGUUUCUGGACGAUCUACCUAGAUUCCUUGUUGACAACGUGACCGAGCGGAGCAGAUUACUGUUUGAUUUGAGAAGGGCGCUCUUCCCUCCCCGCUUUUCAAUGACCUGACGGCCAUUGUUCGGUUGAGACCGGGGCAGCGUAAUAGAACUCCCUCAAUGGCCACUUUAGCGCGAAAAUUAAAAACAAGAAAGUGGUAUUAGGCAACGAAUGGUCGUGACGUCAUUCGCUACAGAACAGUCCUUUAAAAACAAGAUAGUGGUAUAGGCGACACGUGAAUCUAGAUGGUCGUGUCGUCAUUCGCUCCAGAGCAAUCCUUACAUAGAUAGUUAAACACUUUCAAGGCUUGUGUACACAACCCAGUGUAGUUAGCUAGUUAAUGAAGAUGGAUUUUCGCUGGUGUUUGAGUGUUGGCCCAGUUAUAAUCUGGUUCUUGUCCAGCCUGCCUUCCAGCCAGUUGAAAACAGUUUUCUUGGAAACACUUCGUUGUCGUGUGGGGGAGUCCUUAUCCAUAGAAAUACCUGAUGAUGACCAGUGUCCGUUGUCAAACUUCACUGUAUGUACAGAGAAAAUUGGCCAAGUGUUCGAGUAUAGCAAGAAGCUGUCAGAGUUGACUGUGGAUCCACGUUAUCAGGACAGGAUCCAGUUGAAGAAUGACGCCAACGGCCUUGCUGUUGUAAUUUGGAAUGUAACCAAAGAAGAUGAAAAGCAACAGUAUUAUGUGGACUGUGCAUCUACAAUUCUAAAGAGAUUUGUAAUUCAAAUUCUAAACAUUACUGAGAGUUCAACCACUACAGCAGCCCCACAACCAUCUACACCCACACAAGGUAGCACUGAGAGUUCAACCACCACAGCAGCCCCACAACAAUCUUCAACACAACAGGUCUACAUGUGGAACAGCUUGCUGGGCUGGUACCGGUAGGGGUGGUGGUAGUAGGGGUGGUGGUAGUAGUAGUAUGCAUCAGGAAACAUAAAAACAAAAAGUUGAAUGAAGAUCCUCCCAUGGCCGAGCUCCAAGUUCUAAAUCAAAACACAUCAAUGGACACAGCAGAACAAUGAAAUGAUGUCUUUGUUACUAAGGUUGGCUAGACACUAUGAUUUUGCCCUGUGCGGGCUUGCCAUGAGCAUUUCUAAUCAAUCAAACUUAGGGGCAUGUUUUUUGCUGGUCUGCUCCGUGGGAAUCUUUUUGAAAGUGCUUUCUAAAUGCAGUGUUCCAGUGACCUGUUUCAGGAUAGUGUUUUAAGCUAUAUUUUGAAUAACCUCCCAAAUUAGUUUUUAAACAACAAGACAAUCCUCACCUUCCUCAGUAUCUCGAGGUCAGUAGCCUACUUUGUAGAAAGUAAGUUAAGAGGKGUUCAAUUAUGAAACUGUUACUCACCCCUGGUAAUAUCCCACACUCAUUGAUCUUCAAAAAGACUACCAGCUGAAAAACGUUUUGAUAUACACAG